Molecule: messenger RNA, 1560 nt
Organism: Seminavis robusta
Lineage: Eukaryota; Bacillariophyta; Bacillariophyceae; Naviculales; Naviculaceae
Source: the annotation of a GenBank genome assembly
AAUGGCACACCAGUCUCAUUUUUUUGUCCCCACGAAAGGAACAAAGUUUGAAGCAGAUUAGCGUAACUCUCUUUACUUUACUGUAGGAUAGGCUAAUAAAUAACCAUGCCGAAAAAAGGACGAGGUCGCAAGAAGAACCGGACUCAUGUCAAGGAUUUAGAAGAAAGCAAACCUGAGAAUGCGCUGGUAUCCAACAAGCAAGAAACCAAAGUCCCCAAGUCUCUGGUGAUUCGUCGUGGCAAGACCGAACACGAAGUGGCCGAAUUGGUGGAAGAUUUGCGCAAACUAAUGCUCCCUUACACGGCCUUGCAGUUUCAAGAAGAUCCCCGGAAUCGAAAAUUGACUCUGGAAAAAUACUGUCAAAAGCUGGCAUUGCCCAUGGGGAUUACUCACAUCAUGGCAUUUACGCAAAAUGAGACCCGUUUGAAUCUGCGCUUGGCAAGGACCCCCGAAGGACCCACCAUUACCUUUCGAGUCACGCAAUUCUCACUCAAUAAACACAUCAAGUCACUACAACGACGACCCAUGGCAGACAAUGCCAGAGCACUGCAUCAGAAUCCACCCAUUGUCGUUACCAACAAUUUUGGAGAUGCCUCGGCACCACCACAAAUCAAAUUGCUGCGAAUUACUUUUCAAAAUAUGUUCCCUGCCAUUAAUGUGGCAUCGGUGCGACUGGCAGAUUGUCGGCGUGUCGUCUUGUUUCAUUUGGUAGACGAAGAAGUAGUGGAAGAAGAAUCAUCCUCCAAAGAUGAUGACAAAACUACCAAAACGACGACAACUCGCACGGUUAUCAAACAACGCGUCCAAAUACGACAUUAUGCCAUCAAGGCAAACCCCGUGGGAGUGAAUCGCAAAGUACGACGUCUGAUUCAAAGCAAAUUGCCAAACCUCAACAAGGUACAAGACAUUGCGGACUAUAUUACCGGACAACAAGCCGGAGCUACAGGCGAUGUCAGUGACUCGGAAGCCGAAGAGGACCCUCAGCAUCAAGUGGUCCUGCCACAAUCCUAUGGCGGUAAUGUCAAAUCACAAAAAAGUGCCCUCAAAUUGGUUGAAUUAGGACCGAGGCUAUCCCUCGAGCUCAUCAAGGUGGAAAAGGGAUUGGGCGGUGGGGAUGUCAUGUUUCAUGCCUAUGAGAAAAAGACACCCGAGGAAGCCAAGGCAUUAAAGGAACGCAAAGAUCGGGAACGAAACCUGAAGCAACAGCGAAAAGAAGAACAACAACGUAAUGUGGAUCGAAAACGCAAGGCAGAAGACGAAAAGAGAGUGGCCAAGAGGAAACGAAAAGAAGAGCGGGAACAGGCCACCAUGGAAGCGCUGAGGCAAGGAGGCGGUGCCGCUUCUGGCAUGUCCAUGGAGGAGGAGGAACAGAGUGACGAUGAUAACAGCAAGCAGGAUGAAUCCGAAAGCGAGGGUGACAAUGACAGUGGAAGUGAUGAAUAAAUAAUGGAGGACACGGUGUUGCCAAGCAAGAACAGGAUACAGUUGUAGUCCAUCAUUGUGUUGAGCACUAUGCCAUCGUUUAACUUCUGUUAUCAAUCAUGCUGUUGCUUGAUGCAU